This is a messenger RNA of Cottoperca gobio, 7101 nucleotides long. Its product is annotated as myosin IXb. The record is from RefSeq and is a predicted model, not a curated record. Gene Ontology annotation, biological process: intracellular signal transduction; actin filament-based movement; lamellipodium morphogenesis. The transcript has 41 exons. The coding region runs from base 533 to 6202 and encodes 1889 amino acids. Lineage: Eukaryota; Metazoa; Chordata; Actinopteri; Perciformes; Bovichtidae. Gene Ontology annotation, cellular component: lamellipodium; ruffle; actin filament. Gene Ontology annotation, molecular function: actin filament binding; GTPase activator activity; ATP hydrolysis activity.
CUUCUCCUCCUCGGUAAUGUGAAAGUGUCACCUUCUCUCGCUCUGUCACAAAGUCCUGUGCUGUUUGUUUCUUUAUCUGCAGUUUGUAUCUAAGUGUGACAUCUUUCAGGCCAGUGAAGGAAAACCAUUCAUUUCCAGCGCGUGGGCGGGUGUGUCAAUGCGCGUGAGUGGAUGUGGAGAAAUCUAGGAAGUAACUAACUUUUCGACCAGGACGACGCGGAUACGUUAAUCCUCCUUUUCCUAAAGAAACUGUGAUUUAUAGAAGCGAUAACGUCGACGAACUGCUGGUUAAUUACGUUUUAAUCAUUUAAAACGGUGAAUAAGCAUUGUUGGCUCACCUUUGUUUUUUGGAAAGCUCAGGUGAAGAAAGUUGUUUUUUUUGUGCUUGGAGUUCGUAAACGCCAGAGAUCUUCCUCUUGUCUUCGCUUUCAGGAGUAUUUCAGCUUUUGAAGAUGCAUUGAGUGGCGUUUUCUGGAAAGUGGAUGCUGGCAGUGAGUUAUGCUGAAGCCUGCCUGGAUAUCUGUAUUUCAGGAUGAGCGUUACAGAUGGAGCCGGGCCCCCUGAACAUAAUGAAGAGGCCCGUGUUGUGCAGAUCUACCCCAGGCUGCCCCAGGACACAGCCACAUACUGUCCCUUGCAGGUCAGCGAAGGGGACACGGCAAGCUCGGUCAUCCACAAUGCCGUGGUCACUCUGGGCCUGGACACCAGCCAGACGUACAGCCUGCUGGAGGUCAGGAAGAACGUCGGAGAGGAGAGGUUGCUGGAGGCUGGGGACUGUCCUUUGGAGAGAGUCCUGCUGUGGCCACCCGGAGCACAGAGGUGGCACCGUCAGAGCCAUGGGUACUACUUCAUCCUGCAGCACCAGCAAGCCAACAAUGGAGGCAACCAAGUAGAAAGCAGCAGAGAGGACUAUGAUGACCUCUGUAACCUCCAAACUGUGACUGAGGAGAGUAUUCUGGAGGCUUUACGCCAGCGCUUCAACAGGCUCAAAAUCUACACCUACGCCAGCAACAUCCUCAUCGCCAUCAACCCCAAUAAUUUCCUGCCUCUUUACUACAAUCCCAAGUAUGUAAAGAUGUACGAGAACCAGCCACUGGGCAAGCUAAGCCCUCAUAUAUUUGCCAUAGCAGACGUGGCCUUUCGUGCGAUGCUGAGCAGGCAGGUCAACCAGUGUAUUGUGUUAUCUGGCGAGAGUGGCUCAGGGAAGACUGAAAGCAGCAGUUAUCUCAUCCACUGCCUGACUGCGCUCAGCCAGAAGACGUACUCCAGCGGGCUAGAACGGACCGUCCUCGGGGCUGGCCCGGUGCUCGAGGCCUUUGGCAACGCUAAGACUGCAGAGAACUGCAACUCGAGUCGCUUUGGGAAGUUCAUCCAGCUCAACUAUCUGGAGAGUGGCGUCAUCAGAGGGGCAGUUAUUGAGAAGUACCUACUAGAAAGGUGCCGCCUGGUGUGCAGAGCUCAAAGGGAGAGGAACUACCACGUGUUUUAUUACCUGCUGAUGGGCGCGUCCAAAGACGAGCGAGAGGAAUUUCAUCUGUUAAAACCGCAAGAUUAUUUCUACCUCAAACAGGAUGACCUCGAAUUAGAGGAUGAGGAGAAACUUCGGCAGGCGUACAAGAGGCUCCAUCAAGCUAUGGAGAUGGUUGGCUUCCUGGCCUCCACCAAGAAACACAUAUUUUCCAUCCUCUCUGCCAUCCUGCACCUGGGCAAUGUGACGUACUCGCUGUCCGAGGACACUGAAGGCCUGGAGGUCGGACCCGCUGACGUUUUGUCCACACUGUCUCACCUGCUCAAAGUAAAAAAGGAGCUCCUGGUGAAGACUUUGACCAAGAGGAGAGUAGAGACCGCCAACGGCAUCGUAGAUUCACCGUACACACUACAAGAGGCCUCCACAGUGCGGGACUCCAUGGCCAAGUCUUUAUACAGUGCUCUGUUUGACUGGAUCAUCCUUCACAUCAACCACGCAAUGCUCAACAGACGAGACAUGAAGGAGUCGGUCUCUUGUUUGUCCAUCGGUGUCCUGGAUAUGUUUGGAUUCGAGAACCUUCAGACAAACAGCUUUGAGCAGCUGUGCAUCAACUACACUAACGAGAAGCUGCAGUAUUACAUCAAUCGGCACAUCUUCAAGCUUCAGCAAGAAGAUUAUGUGUCCGAGGGCAUCACCUGGCAAAACAUCGACUACACUGACAACAGUGGCUGCAUUCAACUGAUCCGCGAGGAGUCAACAGGACUCUUUGACCUGCUGGAUAACGAGAGCAACCUCCCUGACGCCACAGAUGAAACCCUGUUGGACAAGUUGAAGCAGCAACAUCAGCAGAACCCAUUCUUCGUACCAUCCUCAAAUACAGAGCCCACUUUCGUCAUUCAACACUUUGCUGGGAGGGUUAAAUAUCACAUCAAGGAUUUCCGGCAGAAGAACACGGAGCACAUGCGUCCGGAGGUCAUAUCGCUUCUACGCAGCAGCCAGCGAGCGUUCGUGCAUCACUUGGUCGCAUCCAGUCCAGAAGCUCUCUUCAGAUGGGGAGUCCUCCGAGCCACCAUCCGCAUCCUCACAGUAUUCAAGAACUUGGGACGCCAGCGCGCAGCAUCGCUAUCUGCCAGAAAAAACUCCCGCAAGACCCUCCGAGAGAUGAAACAGCACAACAGUACUAUGAACAGACUGUCCAGCGACAGCCUGACUCUGGAUUUCUCCUUUGAUCGCUCUGAUGAACAUCCUCUGGAUGUAUUUGAAGACAUCUUUGUCGAUUAUGAAAAGAGAAAGAAAAGUCGAGGCAAUCGACACAAGCAGCUCAUCCCAAAGAACCUGAUGGAUUUGCACUCCCUCCGACAUAUUGUUGGUCUCGCAGCGCAUGACCGAACCAGCAAAUUCAUCUUCCAUCCUCAUCGGAAGACAAAGCCCCCGACAGCCAGCGCUCAGUUUCAGGCUUCACUUGGAAAGCUGAUGGAGACGAUUGAAAAAGCAGAACCAUUCUUUAUUUUCUGUGUUCGCUCCAACGCUGAAAAGAAGGAGCUGCACUUUGAUGAUGAACUUGUGCUACGGCAAAUCAAGUACACAGGCAUACUGCAGAUGGUUCACAUCCAGAAGUCUGGCUACAGUGCCAAAUACACAUUCAAGGAAUUUGUCAAGAAGUUCAGAAUGUUGCUUCCAAAAGGAGCUGCUGUAACGCCGGAGCACAUCGCUGAACUGUUUGAGUGGAUGGAGCUGGAUAAGAGCAGCUAUCAGAUAGGAAAGACCAAGGUGUUCCUCAAGGAGAAGGAGAGGCAACUGCUCCAAGACACUCAUAACAAAGCAUUGAUGCGUCACAUCAUCGUCCUGCAGCGCUGGUUUCGUGCCUGUCUGAUGAGGUCGCACUUCCUGCAAAAGAAAGAUGCCACUAUGAUUAUACAGAGGAGCUGGCGUGAGUUCUACGUGAAACAAAACCGAGCUGCCACAGUGAUCCAGACAGCAUGGAAGAUUUCCCUGAAGAAGCGCCAACAUGAGACGGAGAACGACGAGGACACAUCCGAAACCCGACUUGGACGGGACAGCUUGAAAAAGAAUUUAAAGAGGCAGGACAAAGUGGAGCAGAGCCCCAGCAGGACCCAGGAGAGGUCCAGGAGUAGAGAGAAGCGAGAUGGCAGAGGAACCCCUCCCCCGCUCAACAGACCCCUCUCCCUCCCACUGGACCCUAAAGUUGACAGUGAUGACGGCUCCAACAGCCCCUCUAGUAAGAGCAGCUCGCUUCAGCGCUACAAAGAUAUGGGGGGCAUCAAGGAGAAGGCCGAGAAGUGGCGGGGAAGACAGAGCGAGGGCGAACCGACGGAUGACUCGAGUCCAGAAGUACGGCGGAAAGAUGAGUUUUGGCGCAAAGGGAAGUCCUUGUCUGUUGAUGAACUGUCCAGGAUCAGCUCAUCAGGCUCUGAUAGCUCGCCCUCUACCACUGAGGUCAGGGUGCGUCUCCGCAAGCAGCCCAAACGCAAGCGGCGCUUAGCCUAUGCCCGCAGCGGUUUGAUGAUUAACUUGGGGGGCUCCAAGGAGAGCGAGUACUGGAGCUUUCCUCUGCCUCCCAUCAGCCCCCAUGUGCCCAACAUGAAGAGCUCGGCCAGUAGUGUGGAUGUCUGGGACUUCAAAUCCAAGGUCAAGAUACCGUCAGAAACUGAUGGGUCAAGAUUCAGUCUCCCAGCCACAAACUCCAACGAGGACUCGAGACAUCAGAGGUCUAACCAAUCCCAACUCACAACUCCUGAGAGGAUUUGGUUUCUCAGUAAAUUCCUGAAAAAGCGGAUGCCUAAAUAUCCCCCGAACAACGACUCGGAUAAAACAGCAAUCACCUUGGCCAGCUACACUCCACAUCCCUACCACAUGCCAAACCAGAGCGGCGACAAGGUGGUUAGAAACCCGACCAUUCGAAUCAGCCGGGCCACCCGGGCGUUGGAGUCCAAUGUGUCUCUUGAUCGUGAGAUCACAGACCCCAAAGAGCUGCGAAACCUGGACGAGUUCCUCGGCAAUCAGGUGAAUGAGCUGCGAAGUAGAAUAAAAGAUCUGUCGCCGACAGAGAGCCUCUUCCUCACAGCGACCAUGGAGUUCAGAGAUACCAUCAAAAGCAUGUACUCGGUCCAGAAGCCCCAAAUCGGCUACAAGGAUCUGAUGAAGGGCUACCUCAACAAAGUGAACACACUAGCGGGGACCAAGAAGAAGGCAGAAUCCUCGCUGGUGGUCAACUUGUUCCAGUCGGUGCUGGACGGCUUCAUUAGGGGCGAGCUAAAACGAGCGGACUCUGAACCAGCCAAGGCCACCAAGACGGCGAAGAAGAGGAGGAAAAAGGAAAAAUGUCCUAAUAGUCCUCUGGACCACCUGUUCAGCACGUACCAGGUGAACAUCAUGCAGUCAUGUGACCUGUGUGGCUCCUACAUCUGGGGAAUGGAGAAAGCCUACAUGUGCAGUUCGUGCAAGUUAAUAUGUCAUAAGAAAUGUCUGAACAAAAUCAUCACAGAUUGCUCGACACGAUGUGCCAGGCUGGAUGACAGUGUGCCAGGCUCCCUUCACUUUGGGGUGCAGGUGUGUGUCCUCACCAGUAAAACCAACCCUGUGCCCAAAGUGGUGGAGCUGUUGCUGAUGCACGUGGAGCUAAACGGCCUCUACACGGAAGGCAUUUACCGCAAGUCGGGCUCAACCUGCCGAGCGAGGGAGCUCCACCAGAUUCUGGAGACGGAUCCUGAGCGGCCAUGUUUAGACAACUACCCCAUCCACACCAUCACAGGUCUGGUUAAACGUUGGCUCAGAGAGCUGCCAGACCCGCUCAUGACCUUUUCCCUCUACAGCGACUUUCUGCAUGCCGCUGAGUUGCCGGAGAAAGCUGAGAGAAUAAGGGCUGUAUACCAAAAGGUUGAGGAGCUUCCUCCUGCUAAUUUCAACACGUUAGAGCGGCUCAUCUUUCACCUCGUCAGGGUUGCAAAGGAGGAACCGCACAAUAAGAUGACAACAACUUCUCUUGCGAUUGUGUUUGCCCCCUGCAUCCUGCGCUCCCCUGAUGUUGAUGACCCCUUCCUUGGUAUGAAGGAUGUGGGCAAGACUACGACGUGUGUGGAGAUCCUGAUCUCUGAGCAGUUCAGACGCUACAAUGAGAAGAUGCAGAAUAUCCAGCAGCUGGAAUACGCAGAGGCCCUGGCUGUCAAUGAGCUCAAACUGAAGAGACAAAACACGAUUGUUGAAAAGCCUUCAGAGCUGGAUGUUCCAGAUCAAAUGCAUCCUGAUGAAACGGAGAGGACUCUCAUCGAUAGGAUUAAGUCCAUCAAGCAAGAAAAGGUGGACUUGGCCUGCAGGUUACCUGACCUGGAGCAGGACAAUUCUGACAACGACAACCUGGACUCAUCAUCAUCAUCGAUGAGCUCAGAUAGUUUGGAGGACAGACUGGGGAGCCUGGACUCGGAAGUACCGGGAAAGGUGACCAUGCGGAUAAAAACCCAGAAACCCGACUGCCCGCCUAAACCUGCUGACCUGGCGCAGAGAGUCAGAAGUCUGAUGGAUCAGACGUAUGAUGCACAGAGAGAGUUCGCACCAGGACAAAAGACAUAUGCUACCCAAUCCAUGUGCUUCCUGGCCAGCGAAGACGACCACUCCCCACCCGACAAGCCCCAGAUCAGCAGCAAGACUUCCAAUGGGCGCUUUGACGACCUGGACAUCCCUUACAUCGAUGAAGAUAAAGAUCUAACCUGCGCAUAACACCACAAGUUAAAAUGAUCGGAAUAUUCUCCCGUAUAUGUUUAAUAUAAGACUUGAUUUAUGUAAAAUAAAUAAAUAACUGUGCACUUUGUUUGAUAAACUUUUCCAUUGUUCAAUGCUGCUGUGGAAACAAAGUGCUUUGAGAAUGUAUAUGUAUUUAAUAUGAGAUCGUAAAGGACUGUCCCUUCAGGGUUCAUAUGACAGAUCUGGAGAAGAACCAAUAGCAAGGACCGCUCAGCCUCUUUAUAUGCAAAACACUGUAUGUGAUUUUAAACAUAUUUCACAAUUGUACGGUUCACAUUUUAUAAAAAAGGUAGGUACUUCUGUGAGGCUGCGUGACCAGCUGUGUCUCAUCUGUAGAAGAAAAACGGGACAACAGGAUGAGGAGCAAUUAAGGAUACGAGUGCCUCCUUUAGUACUGGACAUUAUUUUGAGUUCGUCCACUGUGGCAUUAAUGGGACUUUGUGGUGUUUGUGGUGGAAAAAUGUUUUGUAAGUGUACCAAAAAUGUUCACAGGAGAAUCUGAGCUCAGAGGAAAUGACAUUGCAUUUUGGGCUCUCAUUGAGUCCAUCUCAUUAUGUUUCAACUGUGUUUUUCUGCUUUUAAUUAUCCUGUGAUAUCUACUGCUGUGACUGGCCACGGAUUCAAUACACCUGUAAGGGAAAUGGCCUUAUUGCUGCCUUUUAGACUGACUGAAAAUACUUCCCUCUGUCACUUCUCUUGGUAUUGCAAGGCUGUGCAGUGUCACCAAGUACACAUAUUUAGUUUACACAUGUUUUGUUUUAAAAUAUGCAUGCCUGUACAUUUUAUAAGGGUUAGGAAUAAUGCAUAUUGGGGUAAGCAUCCUCAGAGUCUGUAUUUUGUCACCAACUGAAAUAAACUGGCCAUUUUCCAAUGUC